Molecule: messenger RNA, 3356 nt
Organism: Lindgomyces ingoldianus
Lineage: Eukaryota; Fungi; Ascomycota; Dothideomycetes; Pleosporales; Lindgomycetaceae
Exons: 2
Coding region: 70-3054 (994 amino acids)
Biological process (GO): protein ubiquitination; ubiquitin-dependent protein catabolic process; mitotic cell cycle checkpoint signaling
Cellular component (GO): nucleus
Molecular function (GO): ubiquitin-protein transferase activity; protein binding; zinc ion binding
Source: RefSeq, a predicted model, not a curated record
GAACAACACCUCUGCCGACAAGAUUCUCACGGUGCUGCCAGCGAGGCACUGAGCACGCGUCGCAUCGCAAUGGCCGAGGGCGAGAGACACGGUAUGGUGGAUUUGGAGCGGGAGUUGACUUGCUCGAUAUGUACAGAUCUGCUCUACCAACCGCUUACCCUCCUUGACUGCCUCCAUACCUUCUGCGGCGCCUGCUUGAAGGAGUGGUUCCAGUUCCAGGCCUCCACUGCCACGUCCAUACACCCGUACACCUGCCCGUCAUGUCGCGCAUCGGUGCGGACCACGCAGCCCAAUGCCACCGUCACCACGCUCCUCGACAUGUUCGUGAAGACGAACCCGGAGAAGGGGAAAUCGGACGCGGAGAAGAAAGAAGCUAGGGAGAAGUAUAAACCAGGGGAUAAUGUGUUGCCGAAGCUGAGGAGGAGGGAAGAUCCCGGUGCCGAGGAGGAUCGGAGGCUGAUGGAAGAGGUUCAGCAGAUGAGUCUAAGGGAGGUGGGGAUACCUGCAUCGACGAACACGCUUGAGCCACCGAGGGAACGGAGGAGGCAGCGGAGCCAGGAGCGGAGCCAGGAGCGGGGCCAGGAAUCUAGACACAGAGACAGGGAGGGCGGGCGAUCCAGGAGUCGCAAUCCCCCCGAAGUGCCGUCGGCUUCGAGGACCCAGGUUGUCCCUCCACGACAUAUCGAACAUCAAUCAAGUCUGCGGUCUCUGCUCAGUGCAUCUGAACUCGACUCUCAAGAAAUGGAGGAGGAGAUUAUGCGCCAGAUCAUGGAAGAGGGUUUGCUGGACGGCAUCGAUCUGAACAAUAUAGACGUGGCUCAGGAGGAUGAGAUUAGCGAAAGAAUAGCCCAGGCGUAUCGGAGGCGGCAGGCGUCCAGACAACGUGAAAGAAGAGACCGGAGGGAGAGACUAGUAAGAGAAAGUCGAAUUGAAUCAUCUACAUCAACUCCCGUGAUACCCCAGGAGGUCCGCAGCCCUUCAGUACGAGAAGAGGAGCAGCCGCGAAGGAGACCACAUGGUCGCUCAGAGAGUGGUACUUCCACCCCCCAGAAUCUGCCUUCAUCGAGACCUCCUGUGUCUCGGCCUGGGCUCAUUGAAGCGGCGAAUCAGUAUAAUAGAACUCAUCGCAGGAGAUCAUCGAGUCAGGGAAGCUCGAGAUCUGCCCGACGGGCAGAACGCCCGACAUCGUUGACCGUCACUUCAACUAGGCAGGCUGCUCAUUCUGCGAGCGAGCUUGGAGAGAGGCCGACAACAUCAGAGAACGUGAAUUCAAAUGGACGCCGACGUUCAGACAACCAACGACGCAGUACGCUUGAGGAGCGCCAGCAGUUCCGGAACAGCCUCCAGCCCCACUCAUCGUCUAACCCCAACUCUCCAAGAAGGCCAGCUUUCAACGUUCCUACUUCAGAGAGCCCUUCUGCCAGUGCGGCUAUUUUAACGUCGCCCGUAUCCUCCCCUCCAAUCUCCUCUCCUCCAACUUCUGCGCAUCCUCUGACAUCGCGUCGAACCACUGAUCCUACCCAUGCAAGACAACCUCGACCUAUCAACAAUGGCGCUCCGCCAGUGUCCUCUCCCCCGCCAUUCCCUCGUUCCACGACAGACCCCUCUGCACUCGAGCACCAUUCGAGGGCUUCUUCAACCGUCUCAGUAGUUACGCCAACCCUCUAUGCCGAGCCUCAGAUCUCCUGCAAUCGAUGUGGGAAAGCACAUAUCGAGUAUGAGCUACACUACAACUGCUCGCGCUGUGACAGAGGAGAGUUCAAUCUUUGCUUAAACUGCUAUCGUGCAGGCAAAGGCUGCAAACACUGGUACGGCUUCGGACGAGCAGCAUGGCCUAAGUAUGAAAAACUUGCGCCACCUAGUGGCUAUCCCGUCAACUAUGAACAUCCUCAUAUCCUUAUUGGCCAUCGGUAUCGUAGAUCCUAUAGCCCACUUCUGGAAUCCGCUCUCACGCCUGGAGUAAUGAUGAUAGACGACGACCCCGCGCGCCGCCUUGAAUCAGGAGUGUUUUGCGAUAUGUGUAAAGCGUUUACAAAUGCAUGUUACUGGAAAUGCGAUUUCUGCAACGAGGGCGAUUGGGGCUUCUGCAAUGAUUGCGUUAACCAAGGUCGACACUGCACUCACCCUUUACUCCCUAUCGCUCACAAAGCACGAGAAUCCAUAUCCAAUACUACCGAACCAACUUCCUGCACGCCUUCAAGCCCGCGUCCGGAAACGAGCCAUCGCGCCGGACCAAUGUCCCCUGGCCUGGCACCUCCAAGCCUCGAUUCUGUUCCAACAACUCCUCCAUUAACCCCCAAAACCGCAAGUUUGAUUCGUGGACCUGGGUUGAUUACAAUCGCGAACAUGAUCUUCAGACCCCUGACCUUUACUACGAUCUGCAAUAUCUGCACAUACCCAAUCCCUCCUUCACACACCCGCUACCACUGCCCCAAAUGUAACAAAGGCGACUACGACAUAUGCAUGAGCUGCUAUCACAAACUCGUCUCCUCCGGCCGCAUCAGCAAAGACGAUGGGAUAAACGGGUGGCGUCGUUGUCUGCGUAGCCAUCGCAUGAUCGUUGUUGGUUUCGAAGACCGGGACGGCGGCCAACGGAGGGUCGUAGUGAGGGAUCUUGUCGGCGGGUUUACGCUAAGGGAUGAAGAGGUCGUUGAGCCAAGAUCACCAAUGGGUGCGGGCGGAAGGGAAGGUAGUUCGAGUAGUCUGGUGCCCGCGCUCUCGUCCUCACAGUUGCCAUUGCAGAACUGGAGUUGGAGAGAUACAGAUGGUUCAGUUCAUAGGUACUCGAAAUCUCCCGUGCAGUCCCCAAAUCCUAACAUCAACCCCUCCUCCGCUGUAACAGCACCUCGCUAUCCUCCUGAUGGUGGCAUGGGACUGAGGGUUCAGGCUCUGUGGAGUUAUUUCCCGGGCGAGGGCGUCGAGGAUGAGCUGGGGUUUCCGAAGAAUGCGGAGAUUAGAGAGGUUGAGGAUAUCAAUGGCGACUGGUUUUGGGGUGUGUAUGCUGGGUGUAAGGGAUUAUUUCCUGGGAAUUAUGGGGCUGUUGUUGGCGGGUAGGAUGGUGUUGAUCGUGGAAAAGAUUUUUAGGGAGUUGGGAUUGGAAUUAAUUUGGGAGGAUCCAUUUGCUUUACGAAAUCAUGAGAUACGACUUUGGAGAUUGCAUGAUGCGAAUCGGCAUGUCAAAAGGCAAAUGUGACGAUGAAAUGGCUAUGGAAUAAGUACUCUUUAUGAAACUGUUUUUGCAUUUAAUUUGUAUUUUGUUUAGCUAACACUUACCUGAGAAAGGAGAGGGAGAGGUGGAGUGAGGUCUGAAGAGCGUCCCCUAUUGAAGGCCGCUGAAGAAGCGAGAUACUUUCCAG